AUGUGCUCGACCAGCUCAUCUGGAGGUGGAAGCUGUCAAUACCAGAAGGAUUGUACAACGUCUUCUUCAAAGACGGUGCACGGAACUAUCACGUUGACCGAUAACGUCCAGCUCAAGCGGCAGAAGGAUGGAGGAAGCGGCGGGUUCAAAGAUUGUUGGGACGCCACCGAGGCAGAUGGGCGGGUCUUGGAGGGCUAA
Molecule: messenger RNA, 198 nt
Organism: Penicillium cataractarum
Lineage: Eukaryota; Fungi; Ascomycota; Eurotiomycetes; Eurotiales; Aspergillaceae
Exons: 3
Coding region: 1-198 (65 amino acids)
Source: RefSeq, a predicted model, not a curated record